Messenger RNA from Brassica napus (rape), 1360 nucleotides. Its product is annotated as auxin-responsive protein SAUR40-like. Bases 834 to 1265 code for a protein of 143 amino acids. The record is from RefSeq and is a predicted model, not a curated record. NCBI's taxonomy places the organism in Eukaryota, Viridiplantae, Streptophyta, Magnoliopsida, Brassicales, Brassicaceae. Gene Ontology annotation, biological process: response to auxin. The transcript has a single exon.
ACACAUAGUGUUACCUAAUACAUAUGUUUAUUUCUUUACUUAGCAUCAUUAAAAUUUAGGGAAUUAAGUUCGACAUCACUUUUAUUUUGGUAAUUCAUAGUUUUCAAAUGGAAAAUAUUAUCUACUAUAUAGUAUAUACAACUAUUCUUAUUUUUUUUGCUAUUUUUUAUUUAGAGAAUUAAGAACGUCAUUUUUUUAUUUCAAAUAGACUAUUUUGGUUUUUCGGUUAGAAAAAAAAAAGUUAACAUACCAAUGAAAGAUUUAAUAUAUAUAGAUAUAUAAAUAUUUGAAUCAUUUUGACCAAUGCUAAUUAGGAAAUGCUUGAAUGUUUUUUAAUAAAUGCGAUUGGUUAUUAGUUUAAGAAAUUUAUUCAAACUUAGAAAAAUACUUAAGCUUCGAAUGUACAACUUACAAACCGCACCGCAGUUAACAUUAACAAAAAAUUCUAUAUAUGCAUAUGUAUAUUUAUAUGUUUUUGUUACUAUUAAGACUGAGCCGUAGUCGUUGUUACCGAUCAAACUCUUAUUGUGUGCAUUAAUAAAAAUUAGGUAAUUCUUUUUUUGUAGCUUAAUUAGGAAGUCCAUUUAAAAGUGAAAUUGACCAUGACUUUUUUCUUGAAUACGUAGACAUAUUGCAUAGAUUUAAUACCUUUUGAACUCAUCCCAAAUCAAAAUAAUACUUAAUAUACAUCCAAAUUCUUUUAAUAAAAAUGAAUUGUGACCACCAAUCAUAUACCGUCUCUGCCUCUGCGUGUGCCACUACUCUCUUAUAAUACAUUAAACCUACAUUCGCAUAAUUGUCCGUUUCUCUCUAUCCACUGUCUGAAACCAAACAUGAAGUCUCUGCUUCGCCGCUACUCACAAGUCGCCGAUUCCUCCUCUUCCUGCCACUCUUUUCCCUGCAACCAGAUUCUCCGCCGCCAUGUUCAUCACCCGACAUCGUUCUUGGUUAAACGAGCAUCCGUCCCAUCGAGCAUCCCUUCAGGACUUGUGCCGGUCGACGUCGGCGAGAAGAUGGAGCGGUUCUUGGUGAGUGCGGAGCUGCUUAACCACCCUGUGUUCGUCGGUUUGCUUAACCGAUCUGCUCAGGAGUACGGUUACGCUCAGAAAGGUGUUCUUCAUAUCCCAUGUAACGUCUUCGUGUUUGAGCGAGUCAUUGAGGCUCUCCGAUCUGGAACCUCUCAGUCUCGUGAUGUGUCGGAGCUUGUUGCAUCGUUAACAGGCGAUGAAGAUGUGUCUCUGUGGUUACCUGGAGUUACAGAGUAGCUGAUGGUUGUCCUUCUUGAUCUAUAGCCAAGGAUAUUUUUGUUUGAUCUUCUCCUUUUAUUGUACUGAUCAAAAAAAAUAUUUUUGAUGAUUGA